GAUUGUCAGUCCAAAGAGGGAGAGAGGAAAGAGGGGAGUGUGAGGAGAAAGUACAAGGCCAGGAAGAACCAGUGCUCUGCAGUUUGGAAACCAGUAUAUCUACCAGGCCAUGCCUCGCAUGCUGUCUCUUUGGCUGGACUUUGGAGCUAAAGUGUGUGAAUGUGAGAAAGCUGGGCGAGCAGACAGACAGAUGCAACAGGAGCUGAGUAAAAUCAACACAGUAGUGAGCGAGCACUGCGCUAAGCUGGCGCCGUACCAGUUCCUGACCGCAUUUUCCCAGCUGAUCUCCAGGGUGUGUCACUCCAGCGAUGAGGUCUUCAAUGUCCUCAUGACCAUUGUGGCCAAAGUGUUCCUCACAUACCCCCAGCAAGCUAUGUGGCUAAUGACUGCGGUGUCCAAGUCAUCCUACCCCAUGCGCAUGAAACGCUGUAAUCAGAUCCUUAAGAAAGCCGUCAGUCUUGAACAGUCCCUGGAAAAAGUCAUUGGAGAUGCCAACUGACUGACAGACAAGCUUUUGGAGCUUUGUAAUAAACCGGUGGAUGGUAACAGCACCACCACCAUAGGUGCCUAUAGCCUAAAGGGUUCGGAUGGUCGGGGUUACACCAUGAUGUGUAAACCUAAAGAUGACCUGAGGAAGGACUGCAGACUUAUGGAGUUCAACUGUCUCAUCAAUAAGUGCCUCCGUAAAGAUGCUGAGUCCAGACGGAGGGAGCUACACAUCCGGACUUAUGCUGUGAUUCCCCUCAAUGAGGAGCGCGGCAUCAUCGAAUGGGUUAACAACACUGCCGGGUUGCGGCACAUUCUCACAAAGCUGUACAAAGAGAGAGGUAUCUACCUAUCAGGUAAAGAGCUCAGGAAGCUUAUUCUUCCUAAGACAGCUCCCUUUGAGGAAAAACUGCGAAUCCACAAGGAGGUGCUGUGUGCUCGACACCCCAUCUUCUAUGAAUGGUUCCUCCGGACCUUUCCUGACCCCACGUCAUGGUACAGCAGUCGUUCAGCAUACUGCCGCUCCACUGCUGUGAUGUCCAUGGUGGGCUACAUCCUGGGUCUGGGAGAUCGCCACGGAGAAAACAUCCUCUUUGAUUCCUUCACUGGAGAAUGUGUUCAUGUAGACUUCAACUGCCUCUUUAACAAGGGGGAGACAUUUGAUGUGCCAGAGGUUGUUCCCUUUCGUCUGACGCAAAACAUGGUGCAUGCUAUGGGGCCCAUGGGCAUCGAGGGCCUCUUUAGGCAAGCCUGUGAGGUUACGAUAAGACUAAUGAGAGACCAAAGAGAGCCACUCAUGAGUGUGCUGAAGACCUUCCUUCAUGAUCCCCUGGUGGAGUGGAGCAAACAAGCCAAAGGACUAUCAAAAGCUCAGGCCAAUGAGACAGGAGAGAUUGUUAAUGAAAAGGCUAAAACCCACGUGUGUGACAUUGAGCAGCGCCUGCAGGGAGUGAUUAAGAGCAGGAAUAAAGUGCUGGGUCUUCCUCUGUCAAUUGAGGGGCACGUCCAUUACCUCAUACAAGAAGCCACAGAUGAUAAACUACUGUGUCAGAUGUAUUUAGGCUGGGGGCCUUACUUGUAGAAAGAAAAAGCACUCAAUUCAGAAGAUUAUAUUGCAAUCUAAGCACUUUUGACUGUUUGUUCCUGAGCCUUUUUCCGUUUUGAGUUACUAAAAAAACAUUGAAAAAUGCAGCACUGUUGUACAU
Molecule: messenger RNA, 1691 nt
Organism: Pelmatolapia mariae (spotted tilapia)
Lineage: Eukaryota; Metazoa; Chordata; Actinopteri; Cichliformes; Cichlidae
Product: serine/threonine-protein kinase ATR-like
Biological process (GO): telomere maintenance; DNA damage checkpoint signaling; protein phosphorylation
Cellular component (GO): nucleus
Molecular function (GO): protein binding; protein serine/threonine kinase activity
Source: RefSeq, a predicted model, not a curated record